AUGGCGUGGAACUUGUGUGGCAUGUUGCCAAGACAGAAUGAAGAUAGGCCACCGAUAUUCCUUGAAUGGAGGUCUUCUAAUGGCUUCAUUAUGUUUGUGGUUGCUUUCGCGGUCUUCACGGAUGUUCUGCUCUAUGGACUGAUCGUUCCUGUGGCGCCGACUGCCUUGCACCAAAGGGUCGGGUUGCCAGUAGACCAAGAACAAUCAUGGACAUCUAUUCUCUUGGCCCUGUAUGGAGCAGCUCUAUUAGCAACGUCGCCCAUCGCGGGAUACAUAGCUGACCGAUUCGAAUCUCGAUGGUGGCCGCUCAUCACAGGGCUGUUGGCCCUGGGUGCCUCCACGGCUCUACUCUGCGUAGGGACUCACAUUGGUCUCUGGAUAGCAGGACGUCUUUUCCAAGGAGCAUCCGCAGCGGUCGUUUGGACCGUCGGGGCCGCGUUGCUUGUCGAUACAGUCGGCAAGGAAGGCCUCGGGCAAGCGAUGGGUUACCUUGGAAUGGGUAUGACUAUAGGAAUUAUGGGCGGCCCUCUAAUUGGAGGUGUUGUGUACGCUCGUGGCGGAUACUAUGCAGUGUUCGCCCUAGCAUUUGCUCUGGUUGGAGUGGACAUCGUUCUGCGGCUCGUCAUGAUUGAGAAGAAGCAUGCGGUGAAGUGGAUUCAACAAGAAAAACAAGAGAACCCGCAAAUAUCGCCCUCCGAAACGAUAGAAAAGGGCUCUGGGUCAGAAGAUGCCACUGAAGCUUCGCGCUUCGACGCACCAGAAAAUGAUUCGGAAGAACAGGUCGCGAUUGGACAAGCGUCGCCCAAAUCAUAUGACAGCUCAAAUUCCCCAAAGGCGACGAGCGCCGUUUUUACUCUCCUGGCCUCGGACAGAAUGCUGGUCACUAUCUGGGCCUAUUUCAUCCUCUCUGUCCUUCUGAGCUCCUUCGACAGUGUCCUUCCCCUUUUUGUUGAGGACACAUUCGGCUGGGGCCAGACAGGUCAAGGGCUCAUCUUUAUCCCUUUGUCUAUUCCUCAUCUUUCUGAUCCGAUAUUCGGUAUGAUCAACGACAAGUAUGGAAAUGUCCGACGCUACAUGGCGGCAGGAGCGCUGUUUGCAACCGUUCCAAUUCUGGUGUUGCUUCGACUUGUCACCCACAACUCCAUGGGCCAGAAGGUCUUGCUAUGCGCGUUGUUGGUCCUCCUUGGCUUCUGUGUAGCCUCGCUGAUGCCUCCUCUGUUGGUUGAGGCAUCUUAUAUUGUGGAGGAAAAAGAAGCGAGAAACCCAAACAUCUUUGGAAAGGGCGGCGCUAUGGCGCUAUCAUAUGGAAUCCUCAACGCAGCGUUUGCUGCUGGAACGAUAGUCGGUCCGUUCUUCGCGGGGUUUAUUCGGCAAAGCGCGGGAUGGAAGACCAUGACAUGGGCGUUGGCCUUGCUGACUGGUUUCUCUGGUAUUCCUAUACUGUUGUUCCUAGGUGGGUUUCUCUUUACGAAGAAGAGAAGUGAACCGACUCCAUCUCCAGGUGGAGAGUGA
Molecule: messenger RNA, 1512 nt
Organism: Aspergillus sclerotioniger CBS 115572
Lineage: Eukaryota; Fungi; Ascomycota; Eurotiomycetes; Eurotiales; Aspergillaceae
Product: MFS transporter
Exons: 5
Coding region: 1-1512 (503 amino acids)
Biological process (GO): transmembrane transport
Molecular function (GO): transmembrane transporter activity
Source: RefSeq, a predicted model, not a curated record